Molecule: messenger RNA, 2927 nt
Organism: Kogia breviceps (pygmy sperm whale)
Lineage: Eukaryota; Metazoa; Chordata; Mammalia; Artiodactyla; Physeteridae
Source: RefSeq, a predicted model, not a curated record
GAAAGAAAUGGGGUCAGACUAGCGACCCUGCUACUCAAAUUCCCGGCCCAAAGCGUAUCCCUGGCCGCUGUUCCCGGAGGAGGGCGGGCGAGACUCCCGCUUGAUGCUCUACGGCGAACCUGACGGCGGGGGCGCAGGUCCCGGACAGUGAGCGUUCGCGUUCCGAAAGCGCUUGUCCCUCGCGGCGCCCCGUCGCCCCGCCGCCGCCGCGACUCGCGGAGCCGGAGGAGGCGGAGCAGGCGCUGUCCCGGCUCUUGAGCGGGGUAGCUGCUGAGGAGCUAGAGUUGGGAAGACAUCACUGAUUAUGUCUCUGGUCAGUGAAGAAUUCCCAGAAGAGGUUCCUCCCCGGGCAGAAGAAAUCACCAUUCCAGCUGAUGUCACCCCUGAGAGAGUUCCAACGCACAUUGUAGAUUACUCAGAAGCAGAACAGAGUGAUGAACAACUUCAUCAAGAAAUAUCACAGGCUAAUGUUAUCUGCAUAGUUUAUGCUGUUAACAACAAGCAUUCUAUUGAUAAGGUAACAAGUCGAUGGAUUCCUCUCAUAAAUGAAAGAACAGACAAAGACAGCAGGCUGCCUUUGAUAUUGGUUGGGAACAAAUCUGAUCUGGUGGAAUACAGUAGUAUGGAGACCAUCCUUCCUAUUAUGAACCAGUACACAGAAAUAGAAACCUGUGUGGAGUGUUCAGCAAAAAAUCUGAAGAACAUAUCAGAGCUCUUCUAUUAUGCACAGAAAGCUGUUCUUCAUCCUACAGGGCCCCUGUACUGCCCAGAGGAGAAAGAGAUGAAACCAGCCUGUAUAAAAGCCCUUACUCGUAUAUUUAAAAUAUCUGAUCAGGAUAAUGAUGGUACUCUCAAUGAUGCUGAACUCAACUUCUUUCAGAGAAUUUGUUUCAACACUCCGUUAGCUCCUCAAGCUCUAGAAGAUGUCAAAAAUGUAGUCAGAAAACAUAUAAGUGAUGGUGUGGCUGAUAGUGGAUUGACACUGAAAGGUUUUCUUUUUUUACACACACUUUUUAUUCAGAGAGGGAGACAUGAAACUACUUGGACUGUGCUUCGACGAUUUGGUUAUGCUGACGAUCUGGAUUUGACACCUGAAUAUUUAUUUCCCUUGCUAAAAAUACCUCCUGAUUGCACUACUGAAUUAAAUCAUCACGCAUAUUUGUUUCUCCAAAGUACUUUUGACAAGCAUGAUUUGGAUAGAGACUGUGCUUUGUCACCUGAUGAGCUUAAAGACUUGUUUAAAGUUUUCCCUUACAUACCUUGGGGGCCAGAUGUGAAUAACACAGUUUGUACAAAUGAAAAAGGCUGGAUAACCUACCAGGGAUUCCUUUCCCAGUGGACGCUCACGACCUAUUUAGAUGUGCAGCGGUGCCUGGAGUAUUUGGGUUAUCUAGGCUAUUCAAUAUUGACUGAGCAAGAGUCUCAAGCUUCAGCCAUCACAGUAACAAGAGAUAAAAAGAUAGACCUUCAGAAAAAACAGACUCAAAGAAAUGUGUUCAGAUGUAAUGUAAUUGGGAUGAAAAACUGUGGGAAAAGUGGAGUUCUUCAGUCUCUUCUUGGAAGAAACUUAAUGAGGCAGAGGAAAAUUCGUGAUGACCAUAAAUCAUACUAUGCGAUUAACACUGUUUAUGUAUAUGGACAAGAGAAAUACUUGUUGUUGCAUGAUAUCUCAGAAUCGGAAUUCCUAACUGAGGCUGAGAUCCUUUGUGAUGUUGUGUGCCUGGUAUAUGAUGUCAGUAACCCUAAAUCCUUUGAAUACUGUGCCAGGAUUUUUAAGCAACACUUUAUGGACAGCAGAAUACCUUGCUUAAUCGUAGCUGCAAAGUCAGACCUGCAUGAAGUCAAACAAGAAUAUAGCAUUUCACCUACUGAUUUCUGCAGGAAACACAAAAUGCCUCCACCACAAGCCUUCACUUGCAAUACUGCUGAUGCACCCAGUAAAGAUAUCUUUGUUAAAUUGACCACAAUGGCCAUGUACCCAGAGGAUCAUUACAGAGACAGACUCUCCCGAGACAUGGGCAACACUGAUAGAAUAGAGAAUUUGAGAAAAAUCUGGGUCUUUCUAAAAACUGCUUUCCAUGCCCGGUUACGCUGUAUGUGCACCUGCAACAGGUGUACAUUUUGCAUCUGUCAGAACUUCCUCAACUCAGACUUGCUGCAAUCUGUAAAGAACAAAAUCUUCACUGCAGUUCUUAACAGGCACGUGACACAAGCUGACCUCAAGAGCUCCACGUUUUGGCUUCGAGCAAGUUUUGGUGCUACUGUUUUUGCAGUUUUGGGCUUUGCUAUGUACAAAGCAUUAUUGAAACAACGAUGAUUUAAAAAAAAAAUACUGGCCCUACCAAAAACAAAUACUUUUAUGUACAUUCUGAAUGCUUUAAAUUCCGCUAGAAAUAUUGAGAUAUUUAUACAUGCAGAGUUACUUUGUUAAUAUUUGUAAUUCAUGCAUAAGAGUAUUUUAAUGAUAGUUAUAACUGCAGUAUUGGCUAGCAUAUGGAAGGAAACAGCUUAACAGCCAAACUAAAAUGACUAACUUUCAGAGGCCAAAAGGGAAUAUUUUGUAAAUAAUGUACAUAUUCAGACAAGAUAUGGUCUCCCAGACUCUGUUCAAGAAAUGAUGUUUCUAGACGUUUCUACAUGGUAUUAUUAGUGCUCAAUUGGCUCACUCUCCUAGGUUUAAGUCAGCUCAGAGACUUUAUUUACUCAUUGAUCACUUAUUUAUUUCACAUUUACUCAGAAUGAUCUUUGGGUACUUUAAGUACACGAGGCACAAUUUGCCUUUUUCUCUCCGUUUUUAAAAAUGUGACUUUCUUUCAGUCCCAUCCUUCGUGGUAGGCCAGCCUUGAAGCCAUCGUGCAGUCUAGAAAGUUGUAUAGCUGAGUGUGAUGCUCUCCUUUAACGAAGGAGUAAGCUCAAGGCGAUUAGCA